Messenger RNA from Chelonia mydas (Green sea turtle), 5288 nucleotides. RefSeq names its product F-box and leucine rich repeat protein 19 (gene FBXL19). The coding region runs from base 470 to 2707 and encodes 745 amino acids. Gene Ontology annotation, biological process: regulation of transcription by RNA polymerase II; protein demethylation. Gene Ontology annotation, molecular function: DNA binding; histone demethylase activity; zinc ion binding. The transcript has 12 exons. The record is from RefSeq and is a predicted model, not a curated record. Lineage: Eukaryota; Metazoa; Chordata; Testudines; Cheloniidae.
GUCCCUCUUGGGGAGGGGUUGGGCAGCUCAGAUCCCUUUCCCCCCCCCCCAAAAAAAGCCCAGGAGGUGCUGAGGACUUGGGGGUGCCCCCCUAGGGGGAAGGAGACAGGGUCGGGGGAGAGGGGUGCUCGUGCAAUCGGCUCCCCUUCCUCCUCCAAGGACAAGAAAGCGGUGAAGGGUAAAGGGGGGGGGGGUUGUCCGGCUGUGGGAAGGGGGGGAUCAGGUUGAGGCGAGCGCGCCUGCGGGGGGGGGGGUGCCCCACAUUGCUCCUCAGAGGCCGCCUCCGAGCCGCCCCCCCCCCCAGCCUCCCACCCCCACGCCGUAGGGACGAAGGAAACAAAAGUCUGGGUUGGUUGCAGUUUCUCCCCCCCCCACCCCCCCCAUGGAAGAGCCUGUGACCCACGCCGGAUCCCACGCAGCCCCAUGGCUACCCAGCAGCCUGCAGAGUAGCUGAAGCGGGAGGUAGCCAAUGUCGUCCAGCAAAGGGGCGGGGGCUGGAUCUCGCCGGCGCCGGACGCGCUGCCGUAAGUGCAAAGCCUGCCAGCGGACGGAGUGCGGCGAGUGCCACUUCUGCAAGGACAUGAAGAAGUUCGGGGGCCCGGGGCGCAUGAAGCAGUCCUGCCUGAUGAGGCAAUGCACAGCGCCAGUCCUGCCUCACACGGCUGUGUGCCUGCUCUGCGGCGAGGCCGGGAAGGAGGACACGGUGGAGGGGGAGGAGGAGAAAUUCAACCUGUCGCUCAUGGAGUGCUCCAUCUGCAACGAGAUCGUCCAUCCCGCCUGCCUCAAGAUGGGGACGGCGGAAGCUGUGAUUAACAAUGAGAUUCCCAACUGCUGGGAGUGCCCCAAAUGCAAACGAGAAGGGAAAUCCAACAAGGACUCGGGUGGCGACGGGACAGGGAAGCGCCGGUCGGACAACGGCGAGGACGGGGUACGGUGGAAGCUGACGGACGAGGUGGCCCAGCACAAGAAGAAGCUGUUGCCGGCCCCACCCCCUGCGGAGGAGCCCCCCGCCAGCGCCCACAAGCGCAAGAAGGAGAAGGAGCUGCCGCCCCCCGACACGGGGCCCAAGAAGAAGUUGAAAGGCGGGCGGGAAAAACACUUGAAGAAGGCCUCCGAGCAGCCGUCGGAUGGGAACAAGCUGCAGCCGCUCCCGAGCUGGGGCCGCGUGGGGAGCGGCGACUUGGAGGUGAAAGGGUCCAUCUCCCACUCGACCAUCCACCUGAGCCAGAUCGGCCCCAGCGACCUGGAGAAAACCAAGGCACCUCAGGGACCGCUGGAGCCUUCUGUCCAGUCGGACAAGUCUCACCAGCGGGAGAAGCUGGAGCGCUUCAAGCAGAUGUGCCAGAUGUUGGAGCGCGUCAAGAACAGCAGCAGCUCCAGCUCCAGCUCCGACUCGGACUCGGACACGGACUCGCGGGGCUCGGAGGGCUCCAGCGGGGGCGGGGGCUCCAGCCGGGCCGCCUCGCCCGCCUCCCGGGCCCAGCGCCUGGCCGCCCUCGGCUUCAGCGCCAGCGAGGAGGACGAGGAGGAGGACGAGGAGGAGGAGGAAGGCCGCAACGGGGGCUCGGAGGCGGCCCGCAAUGGCAAGCAGCCCAAGGGGCCGCGGGCGAACUGUCAGGAGAAGGAGAACCACCACCGGGCCGCCAGCAGGGGGAGCGAGCGAGCCAAGCAGCAGGCCGGGGGCCGCAAGGGAGGCCGGCCGGCCGGGCAGACGGGCCUGCACAUGGUGACCCGGACUCAGUUCCUCCAGUGGCCCCUGGUGCCCUCGCCCCCCAAGCCCCUGCUGCAGUUGGAGCGGCACGUGGUGCGCCCGCCCCCCGACAGCCCCGAGCCGGACUCGCUGCCCCUGGACAGCGGCUCGGACCACGUCAUGCAGCGUGACGUCUGGCUGGCCGUCUUCCAGCACCUCAGCUACCGCGAGCUCUGCGUCUGCAUGCGGGUGUGUCGGACCUGGAGCCGAUGGUGCUGUGAUAAGCGCCUGUGGACCCGCAUCGACCUGAGCCGCCGGAAAUCGAUCACCCCGUCUAUGCUGAGCGGCAUCAUUCGCCGGCAGCCGGGCAGCCUUGACCUCAGCUGGACCAACAUCUCCAAGAAGCAGCUCAUGUGGCUUAUCAACCGGCUACAGGGCUUGCGGGAGCUGGUCCUGACAGGCUGCUCGUGGUGCUCCGUCUCAGCGCUGAGCACCGCCAGCUUCCCCUCGCUGCGGCUGCUCGACCUGCGCUGGAUCGAGGACGUCAAGGACUCGCACCUCCGUGAGCUGCUGCUGCCCCCUACAGACAGCAAGCCAGGUCAGACCGAGAGCCGGGGCCGGCUGCAGAACGUCUCCGAGCUGCGUCUGUCGGGGCUGGACAUCACGGACGCCUCGCUGCGCCUCGUCGUCCGCCACACGCCCCAGCUCGCCAAGCUGGACCUGAGCCACUGCAACCACGUGGGUGACCAGUCCGUCAACCUGCUGACCGCUGCUAACUCCCCCCUCCGCGACAGCCUCGCCGAGAUCAACCUCUCCGGGUGUAACCGCCUGACGGACCAGUGUCUGCCUCUCUUCCGACGCUGCCCGCGCCUCUCCCGCGUCGAUCUGCGCUCCUGCCGCCACGUCACCCCCGAGGGCUGCGCCCGCUUCUGCGAGGACUCGGGGCCCCCGGCCCCGCCGCCUGCCGGGCCGCCCUUCCGCUGCCCCGAGGAGAAAUUGCUGCUCAAGGACAGCUAAUAGCCGGGCGGGGCCAGGCUGCGCCAGAGACUUGAAGAGAGACCUUUUACUAAAGCCAUGCACUGAAUCCUGGGGGGGCCGGGGGCCUUCCAGGGCUGGGGGGAGCAAGGGGGAAACCCAUUCCCCCCCCCCACUGCUGAUUUGGGAGGGGAUCCCAUUUGGGGGUGUCUGGGGGGGGUGCCGUUCAGUCCUCUCUCUGCUUGAUAAGGUGGCGGGGGGGGGCUGAUUGGAGUUGGUACUGCCCCCGGGGGGGGGAUGGAAGCCAGGACGGGGUGGGGUGUGUACUGGUACCGGUGGUCACAUCCCCCCACCCCUUUUAAAAAAAAAAAGUAUCUCAAUCCCCCCGCCCCAGCUCCUCAGCGUGCUGCCUUUGGAAUUGGUCGUGUUAGUUGCCAAGUAUGUGGCUACUGCAUCUGCCCCCCCCCCCACACACCCCCUCUAUGGGGGGCUCUAGCACUGAUGGUUUAUCCCCACCCCCACACACUCUCACACUCCCCGGGGGGGGCGGGGGAGCCCCACUCAUGCCCGAUGCCCCCCCCCCCCAAUCCGCCAGCUUUAAAUAACCACUUGCGGGGGCAACGUCUGGAUUUCCUCCUGGUUUGGGGGGGGGGGCCCUCCUAAUGCCCCUCCCCCUUUUCAGCUGAGGGGGCUUGGAUCCCCCCCCCCCCCCCCGAAACUUAGACCUCCUUUUUCAAAACGGUUAUGCUUCCCCCUGGCUCCUCCCACGGGGGGGAAGGGGCGGGGCUUCGCUCGGCAGGGCAGCGGUUCUACCUGUGGAUCGGGGAAGGGGUGGGGGGCACCCUGGUCCGUUUCCUCCGUGCCCCAAGGAGAGGGGUGUCUGGCCAAUCACCCCCCCCCGAAUACGGGGUGCAUGUGAUCAGCUCCACUUUGGUUUGAGGGAUGUGGUGGGGCAGGCUGGCAGUGGGGGGCCACCCGGAUUUUGGCAGCUGGGGGAGGGGGGCAGUGGCAUCCUCUCUGUGGGGCGGCUGUUGGGGGGCGGCAGGCCACCCUUUCUUUUGAUACUUGAAACCUCCCCCCCCCCCACCGGCUAAUGCGUUACUUGAAUCGUAGCUGUAGAUUCUGCCGUCGGAGGCGAAAGACACAAAGGAAAAGGUAUUUCCCUCCCUUCCCCCAUUUUUGUUUCUGUUCAGUGUUUAAAGGCAAAAGAAAUGUUGGGGGGGGUCGUCCCCUCAAUCCCCUGGGGCAUAUCCCCCCCCCCAGCAGGGUCUUCUUGACUUUGGCCUUCCAGUGGGGGGGCGAUCUGGCAGUGCUGGGGGGCAGCAUAGAUCUGGUGGCGGGGGAUCCCUCAGCCUGACGGGGAUGUCUGUGGGGCUUGAUGGGGGACCCUCAAGGCUGGGUCUGUUUUCGGGCCCCCCCCCCCAUCAGUUGGGACGCUGGCUGUAAAGGGUUAAGAGGAAUCUGGGGGGGGUGUUCCCGUAUAGCUUCCCCUCCCCCCCCAUCAGUAACUCCCCAUUCCUGUCCAGUUCUUCCUGUUCCUUUGAGCAUCAUCCACUCCAUGCGGACCCAGGUGUCCGGGCCACUUCCCAGCCUUUCCCCCUGGUGGGGCUGGGACUUGGAUAACCCUUCCUCCCUCCCCAGGAGUCGGGGGGGAGUCCCCGCUUCUAGCCUGGCUCUGCGGUCGUUGUAAGCGGAUGUUUUUAUGGAGAAUACCUCAGGUUUAAAGCAAAGAAAGUUGAAAUAUUAGAGAGAAAAUCCCGCCAGGCAUGUUGGGCUAACCACUGCUGCUAUGGGGGCGGCAGGGGGGACGACAGAGUGGGGGGUAUUGGGAAGGUCAGUCGGGCAGAUGGGUCACAGAGACGGACGGACGGGGCGAUCCCACGGACGGAUCCCCCAGACGGACGGACACACGGCGAUCCCGCAGACAGACACCCUACAGCCGGAGAGAUUCCCUCCGAACCGAGACAGACCUCCCCAGAGCGCGAGGCGUCCCCUACCCAGAGACGCAAACAUAUCCCCGGCCCUGAUCCGCACCCACCUUCCUCCUAGGGUAACCCGGGCGCCCACGGAUCCCCUCCCACCCAUUUCCCCCGGGAGCCGAACACCCAGCUCCACCUCCCGCGGGGCGGCGGGGGGCCCACCCUAAAGAGGAGUCUCUCCCCUCGCUGUGCUGGGAAUUGCUGCAGCCAUUACAUGGCGACAGCCUUCUCGCGCGUUUCCAGGUUCCCCCCGCCCCGCCCCCAACUUCCCUCUAGCCUGACUCCAACCCCAGCCAAGGACCAAAGUUUUCCCUUUUUCCCCCCCACCCUCCCUGGGCUUCAGAAGUAACCAGUCUCUCCUCCCCCCCGCCUCCCCAGUUCUCCUGCGGGCCAGCCACUCCGUGAGCGCGCCCCUCUCUGAGCCCCGCCAGCCGCUCGGAGCGAGGGCGGACCGGACGAACACGACUCCGAUCCUGACUUCAGGGGUUCUGCGGUGUGCUCUACUGUUUGCCAUACAAAAAAAAAAAAAAAAAAAAUCAAAAAAAGAAAUUGUGGUUUUGGUCUUAAGCCUUUUUAUAUAUCCCCCCCCCCUUCCAUUUUCUUCCCCAAAAAAUGCAAAAUAAAACGGUUGGUUUUUUUUAUUA